AUGGCAACACAAUCAACUCCUCGCAAGCUCUGGGAGCACCCCAACCCGGGGACGACACAGAUGCACCAGUUCAAAAACUACCUAUCCAGCAAAACCAACACCCGCUUCCCAGACUUCCAGGCUCUCUACACCUACUCCGUCACCCACCCCACCACCUUCUACCACCACCUCUUCAACUACUUCCCUCUAAUCUACACCGAUACCCUCCCGAACGCCACUUCAGACCGGCCAAACCACAUCUUCGAUCCCACCGCGCGCAUGGAUUCCAUCCCCGCCUGGUUCCCGGGCAUGCAGCUCAACUUCGCUGAAAACAUCCUCUCCAGUGGCCCCCGCCACGGCCAACCCUGCAAGACCAACAAAGAAGACGACAAAACCGCGUGCGUGUCCGUGCGCGAAGGCUCCUUCACCGAACCCAUCCAGCACCUGACCUGGUCCUCGCUCCGCCACCGCGUCGCCCUCCUCGCCAACGCCAUGCGCGCCCACGGCUUCGGAAAGGGCGAUCGGGUAGCCGUGGUGGCAAGCAACAGCAUCGACACGCUGACCGUCUUCCUCGCCACCACGAGCCGAGGCGGCCUCUUCAGCAGCAGCAGCACCGAUAUGGGCGUCAAGGGCAUCCUCGACCGCCUGACCCAGAUCCGACCGCGAUGGGUCUUUGUCGAUGACUUCUCCGUCUACAACGGACGCACCGUCGACCUGCGGCCCAAGAUGGCCGAGAUCGUUACGGGUAUGGAAGGGGUGCCGGAAUUUGAGGGCUUGGUCGCCCAGCCCCGGUUCAGUGAUCGGCCGGCUGAGGUCUCGGAUGUGCCGAGGACGGUAUCCUGGGAGGAGUUUUUGCGGAAGGGGAGUGGAGAUGGGGAGUUGAGGUUUGAGCGGAUGGACUUCUCGGAUCCGUUUCUCAUUGUAUACUCGAGUGGGACGACGGGCAGUCCCAAGUGUAUUGUUCAUUGUGUGGGUGGGGUGGUGUUGAAUGGGUUCAAAGAGGGGAUGCUGCAUAGAUGCUUGGGAGCCAGGAGUGUGGCAUUGCAGUACACGACAACAGGGUGGAUCAUGUAUCUUGCCGCCGUACAAGCCCUCCUCUUCGGCAGCACCAUGGUCCUCUACGACGGGAACCCCUUCCUCCCCAAUCUCGAAACCUUCAUCCACCUCACCUCCCGCCUCCGCGUCAGCCACCUCGGCAUCUCGCCCCGCUACCUCCAGGAGCUGCAAAAAAACAGCAUCAUCCCUCGCCAAGUAGCCGACCUCAGUGCCCUGCAAGUCGUCACCAGCACCGGCAUGGUCUUGUCAGACCAGCUCUUCGAAUGGUUCUACGACGUAGCCUUCCCGAAACACGUCCAGCUGGAUAACGUCUCCGGCGGGACGGAUAUCGCCGGUGCGUUCGCGACAGCGAAUCCGCUCCUCCCAGUCUACACAGGUGGAUGCCAAGGUCCCUCCUUGGGGACUCCGAUCGCGGUCUUUGACUCAACCCUCAAAGGUGGCAGGGGCGUCAAGGGUAGACGUGUAGAAGACGGAGUACCUGGCGAGCUGGUCGCAACAGGCCCCUUUCCGAAUAUGCCGCGUUUCUUCUGGGGCGAUGAGGACGGGAAGAGGUACCGUGAGAGCUAUUUUGCCAAAUUCGACGAUUGCUGGGUUCAUGGUGAUUUCGUCAUGAUCCAUCCGACGACGAAGCAGAUUAUCUUUUUGGGCAGGAGUGAUGGCGUGUUGAAUCCGAGCGGGGUGAGAUUUGGGUCCGGGGAGAUAUAUGCAGUGGUGGAUGCGAGGUUUGGUGAGCUGGUGGCGGAUUCGAUCUGUGUGGGUCAGAGAAGGCCAUCGGACACGGAUGAGAGCGUGAUGCUUUUCGUUCUGAUGAAGCCGGGAAGGAAAUUCUCCCCGGGUCUGGUCAACGAUAUCAAGGCCGCGAUUCGGAAGGAGCUCAGUCCCCGACAUGUCCCACGCUAUGUCUUUGAGACGCCGGAGAUACCGACCACCGUCAAUCUAAAAAAAGUCGAGUUGCCUGUCAAGCAGAUCGUCUCUGGAAAGAUCGUCAAGCCGAGUGGCACGCUGCUGAACCGGGGGAGUCUGGAUUAUUACUACCAGUUUGCGAAGGUGGAAGAGCUGGCGGGUCCGCUGAAGGCGAAGCUGUAG
Endocarpon pusillum Z07020 is the source of this 2121-nucleotide messenger RNA. RefSeq lists its product as uncharacterized. Gene Ontology annotation, molecular function: acetoacetate-CoA ligase activity. Lineage: Eukaryota; Fungi; Ascomycota; Eurotiomycetes; Verrucariales; Verrucariaceae. Gene Ontology annotation, cellular component: cytosol. Gene Ontology annotation, biological process: lipid metabolic process. The transcript has 5 exons. The coding region runs from base 1 to 2121 and encodes 706 amino acids. The record is from RefSeq and is a predicted model, not a curated record.